CCUCAUCCGUUUCUUCCUUCCUUGCUAGGGAGUCCCCUCCCCAAUCCAAAACCUCUCUCUCUCUCGCCACCAGCCAGCCUCCCAUGGCCACGGCGGCCACCCCCCUCGCCUUCCGCCUCCCUUUCCCCUCCGCAUUCCGCCCGUCUUCUCCCAGAACCCUAGCCCCUCCCACGCCGCGCCGCCUCCCUCUACGCCUCGCCGCUGCAGCCGCGCGCCGCUUCCGCCCGCCUACCGCGGACGACGAGCCCCCCGAGGCCGCCGAGGACUCGUCCCACGGACUCACACGCUACGACCAGCUCGAGCGCAACGUCGAGCGUGCGCGCCGCCGGCAGCAGGACUCCCAGCCUGAGAUCACCCCCGACCACCCCCUCUUCUCGUCCCCCUCCUCGGCCGGCGGCGGCGGCGGCGGCGGCGGUAGCUACGACCCCGACGACGAGUUUUUCGAUGAGAUCGACCGCGCCAUCGCCGAGAAGCGGGAGGAGUUCACGCGGCGCGGGCUCAUCAAGCCGUCCCCUGCUCCGCUGUCGGAGUCGCAGCCCGAGGACGAGGGCCUCGCCGACGAGCUCUCCCCCGAGGAGGUAAUCGAUCUCGACGAGAUUCGGAAGCUGCAGGGACUCAGCGUUGUGUCCGUGGCGGACGAGGAGGCGGAGGGGGGCGAGCAGGAGGAGGACGGUGAUGAUGGAUUGCCGCUCGAUGAGGAUGGGGAAGGAUUCGAUGUGGCCGAGGAGCUCGGCCUCGAGGGGACCAGGAUGCGGCAGCCGGCCUUUCGGAUGACGCUGGCCGAGCUCCUCGACGAGAGCAAGCUCGUCCCGGUGGCCGUGACGGGCGAUCAGGACGUCGCGCUCGCGGGGGUGCAGCGGGACGCCAGCCUGGUGGCCGCGGGCGACCUCUUCGUGUGCGUGGGAGAGGACGGACUCGAGGGGCUCACCGAGGCCGACAAGCGCGGUGCCGUCGCCGUGGUGGCCGAUCAGGACGUCAACAUCGAGGGCACCCUGGCCUGCCGUGCGCUGGUCAUUGUGGAUGACAUCGCGGCCGCGCUCCGUGUGCUGCCUGCCUGCCUCUACAGGCGGCCGUCGACGGACAUGGCCGUGAUCGGUGUCACCGGCACGGAUGGUGUCACUACAACAACUCACCUCGUCAAAGCAACGUACGAGGCCAUGGGGGCGAGGACUGGCAUGGUGGGCGUUCUUGGGGCCUAUGCCUUCGGUAGCAACAAGCUGGAUGCGCGACCCAAUGCAUCUGGUGACCCCAUUGCAGUGCAGAAGCUGAUGGCAACAAUGCUGCACAAUGGCGCUGAGGCGGUUGUGUUGGAGACAGCCACUGAUGGGAUGCCUCCAUCAGGUAUGGACAGCGAGAUAGAUUAUGAUAUCGCCGUGUUGACUAAUGUAAGGCACGCUGAUGGGGAGGAUGGCAUGACCUAUGAGGAGUACAUGAGCAGCAUGUCCUCUCUGUUCUCCAGAAUGGUGGACCCUGAGCGUCAUCGUAAGGUGGUGAACAUUGAUGAUCCAAGCGCCCCAUUCUUUGCUGCACAAGGGGGGCGUGAUGUCCCUGUGGUGACAUAUUCGUUUGAGAACAAGAAGGCUGACGUGCACACCCUCAAAUACCAACUUUCCCUGUUUGAGACGGAGGUUCUGGUACAGACGCCACAUGGGAUCCUCGAGAUCUCCUCGGGGCUACUUGGAAAGGAUAACAUCUACAGCAUCCUUGCAACUGUAGCAGUUGGCAUUGCAGUGGGCGCGCCACUGGAGGACAUAGUGAGGGGCAUAGAAGAGGUGGAUGCUAUCCCAGGCCGGUGUGAGCUAAUUGACGAGGAGCAAGCGUUUGGGGUGAUCGUUGAUCACGCGAGGACGCCGGAAGCUUUGUCAAGGCUUCUGGAUGGUGUAAGGGAGCUGGGCCCACGCCGAAUCGUCACGGUUGUUGGAUGUUGCGGUGAAAAAGAAAGAGGGAAGAGGCCGGUGAUGACAAAGAUUGCUGCUGAAAAAAGCGAUGUUGUCAUGUUGACAUCUGACAAUCCAGCAAAUGAAGAUCCCCUGGAUAUCCUGGAUGAUAUGUUGGCGGGCAUAGGGUGGACCAUGGAAGAAUACUUGAAAUAUGGUGCUAAUGAUUAUUAUCCACCCCUUCCAAAUGGCCAUAGGCUCUUCUUACAUGAUAUUAGAAGAGUUGCAGUGCGAGCUGCUGUUGCGAUGGGUGAACAAGGCGACGUGGUUGUUAUCACUGGCAAAGGGAACGAUACUUACCAGAUUGAAGGCGAUAAAAGUGAGUUUUUUGAUGACAGGGAAGAGUGCCGAGAAGCAUUACAGUAUGUUGAUCAAUUGCAUCGAGCUGGAAUAGACACCUCAGAGUUCCCUUGGCGGUUACCGGAAAGCCACUGAUUUUGAAUUAUUCAAUAUAAUCGAGUUUUAUUUACUCAAGGAGCAGCAUCAGACUCCCAAUUUUACUAGCAUGUUCUUUUCAAAGAUAGGCUAUCCGAGUCCUGCAACGAAUUUACUCAUGCAAGUGUUGAGCUUUCUAACCAAAGUGCUAAGUGCUAACAAACAACUAGCUCAUCAGUGAUACUGCCAUACUGGUAAGUAGACAACCAGAAGGUCCUUGGAACUUUCUAUCCAGUAAAUGCUGUACUGGUUCAUGCUAGUAAACGAGGUUGCUGUGAUAGUGGAUUGGUGAAGCUUCCUGGUGUCAAAACAGAGUGUAAGGGGCUAAGGGCUUUCUGGUGUUAGAAGUCAAAACUGGUUGCCCCAUGGCAGUGAGUGUAAGAUCUUUUGGAAGUUAUCUUUUCUGUUAUCACACCAUUUAGAUUGAGUUUCAGAGAAUGUUCUUUUAGUUGACAGUUCAUCUAGAUUCUUUUCUUUUUAGUUGACAGUUCAUCUAAAUUCUUCAUAGCUAAUAGCUAGCAUUCUCUUUACUGAAUCCAAUUUUAACGGUGAUCUAUUUUGAUCUCAGGUAGAGCUUUCAGCUCCUAAUAGCUUUUAUUUUUAUUCUGUGCCUCCCUUUCAUGCUACAUUAUUGAGUCAGCUGCAUGCUUAAUAUAAGAUCAUGAAUGGGUCCUAGACUCCUAGUGCCUGUGUGUUUAAUAUGCACCAGCCAUAUGUCAUAUUGUGAUUGUGCCAUAUCACAGUGUUGUUUAUUCUCGUAAUAACAAAACAAGGUCUAUGCUGCAUCUCGGAAGAUCAGCGCCACGCAGUAUCUGGACUAUUUCUAUCCUAUUACAGUAACAGCUGGCCUUUUAAUUGGGUAAAUGUUUUGUGUUGAAGUUUCAGUGAUAUGAUAAUGUUUGUUUAUUGCUUGCUACUUAUCUAUGUGCACUGAGCCUCUGCUUUUUUUAUCAGGCAUAUGUAGCAAAUCUGCCUAACUUUUAAGAUCACACAAGAUGGAUGUUCUGCUAUUCUACUUGUAGAAUAUUUCUGUAAUUCAAUCUUUUAAUGCCAGAUAUUCCAAUGUGUCCAUCUUGUACUUGUACCGGUAUUUGCUUUCAGUUUUGCGUGUUGAUUUUCCUAUUUUCUAGCUUCUUGCCGUGCACUCUGGUCCCGAUCAGUUGAAACUUGAACCAGCAAAAUAUUACAUAGAUGACUAGAUGAGUCAGUCAACUGCACAAGGCAUUAACAAAUAUUGGUCUGAUGUGACAAGUGAUCACACUGCGUUCAGAACUGCAGGUAGCCAGGGAAGUUCCCUCCGUGUCUCUGUAUGUCACUGUUGCGUGACGUUGGCUUCCUCCUCAUAUGGUGUCAGUAUCUCCCGCGUCCGAAGUCUCAUGUGCCUUGUACAAGUCCAUCUGCGUCAAUAGGAGGCUCAAGGGUGCUGAUAUCUUUCAUCCACCUCCUUUGCUCUUUUACCUUUUCUUCCUUUGAGAAAAAUAAAAAAUUAGAUAACAUACAUAAGCAUAUUUGUUAAAAUAGACAACAUGUUAUCGUAUUUACAAAUUUAGCAUCCUCAUUCGGCGUAUCAUUUACCGAAAAUGGAUUUUUAGUACACCGUAUGCCGAAAAACCUAUAUUCGGCACACGGUGUGCCGAAUAUGACUGUGUGCCGAAUUAGUGACCGUACGGCAGGCAAAUGCUAUAUUCGGCACACCGUGUGCUGAAUACGGCAGUGUAGCUCAUGUUUGGUACACGGUGUGCCGAAUACAGUUGAUAUUUGGCACAUAAUGUGCCGAAUAUAGGUUAUAGUGUCAUAUUCGGCAUACGGUGCUGAAUAUGACCAGUCCUACGGUUUUUCGGCGUACGGUGUAUCGAAAUUCUAUUUUCGGUAAAUGAUGUGCCGAAUACGAAUGUUAAAAUUGUAAAUACGAUAACAUAUUGUUUAUUUCAGCAAAUACGCUCGUAUAUGUUGUCUAAUUUUGAAUUUUUUUUUUGCCUUCUUUGCUCUUUUUCCUCUCCUUUUUGUCUCUCCUCCUACACCACCUUCUCUCCCUAAAGGAGCUGCAUGCUGGUAGGGGGUUGCUGCAGCCCCCCAGCACCCCCUGGAUCUGCCCCUGAUCUGCGUGUUGCUUAUGCUACCACACAAGGAGUUCUUCUAGGCCGAUCCGGCAAGGCGAACUCUGCGAAGAAGAUGGCGGCGGCCACGGAGAAGGUAUUCGUCACGUUGCCGGCGGAGUUCAAGGCGGGGCAGUCCACGCUGUCGUGGGCUCUCAGCCAUUUCGGCGGCAGCGGAGCCAUGAUCGUGAUCACGCAUGUGCAUGUUCCGCCGAAGAUGAUUCCAGUGAUGGGAAUCAAAUUUCAUGAAAGUAAACUAAGUCCGGAGCAAGUGAACUUGUUCAGAAGGAUUGAGCGUGAAAAGGUGAAUAAACUGUCAGACGACUACGUCCACCAAUGCUUGAAUGAAGGUUUCAAACAGAACAAGAUCGCUGAUAGGUCCCCAUUGGCUGUAAAUUUCUGGUAAAAUGUGAGAAACUAGUUUUUGAGAAGGAAGAUGUUGCAGCCGGUCUGGUUGAACUUAUUCUCUUGCAUAGAGUUGCUAAGCUAGUAAUUUCAGCCGCUGCAGACAAGCACUACUCAAG
Phragmites australis (common reed) is the source of this 4992-nucleotide messenger RNA. Its product is annotated as UDP-N-acetylmuramoyl-L-alanyl-D-glutamate--2,6-diaminopimelate ligase MurE homolog, chloroplastic. The transcript has 7 exons. Gene Ontology annotation, molecular function: acid-amino acid ligase activity; ATP binding. NCBI's taxonomy places the organism in Eukaryota, Viridiplantae, Streptophyta, Magnoliopsida, Poales, Poaceae. The record is from RefSeq and is a predicted model, not a curated record. Gene Ontology annotation, cellular component: cytoplasm. The coding region runs from base 84 to 2372 and encodes 762 amino acids. Gene Ontology annotation, biological process: biosynthetic process; cell division; regulation of cell shape.